CAAGGACAAUUAUCUCUAGGUUGUUUGGUGGCACAGCUUGAUCAUCUCGAAGCAUGUAACAUCACCGACUUCACGUAUACCAGCACGAAGGGAAAGAACAAAAGAAACAACCUACAAUGGCCUCAACUCCAGAAUCAAUAACCAAUGCGCUCGCGCCUGCUCGCCAGGCCUUCUAUCAGUCUAUCUGGCAAGAGCACUUCCCCAAGCUCAAUCUCAAUGGCUCGUCCAAGAUAUCCGUUUCCGACAUCGAAAUGGCCGAAACGCUACUUUCCUGGCUCAAAGACUCCUCUCACGACCUCCCAAAAAGCAUCUCCAUACCCUCCAGCCCAUCCAACAUCGCAAGCUCGCCCACCUCUCCAACCCAACCACAAUUCCCUCCCAAAACCCUCGACCCAACUCUCGCCAAAAUCGCCAACAUUACCCUCCUCUCCGAAUCCGAAACCCUCUCCGACGACUCCCUCACCCACGCCUUCGCCCACAUAAACAUCUACCACCACACUCACACCCUCCCUCUCCUCAAACAAAUCUUCUACUCCCUCAUCCCCAAAGGCAUAGCCGUGAUCACAAUCACAAAACAUAAUCCUCUUGCUUCAAUUCUCUCGUCGAUCCUCUCGACUUCCAGCCGCCGGAAUUCUACUUCCUCUUUCGACGAAGGGUAUAUUUCUACGGAACAGGAUAUUAGAGAUAUGGCGGAGAAAGCGGGGUUUGAAGUUGGUAAGAUUAGGAUUUCGGAGAGGAGGAUUGAGGUUAAAGGGAAAGAGGAAUUGGGGAGGUUGAGAGGAGAGAUGGAGAGGAUUUUGGAUAUGGCUGUGGGGCAGAGGGGGGAUGCGCAGAGUUGGGAGAGGGGGUUUGAUGGGGUUUGGGAGAAGGAGGUGGGGAAGAAUGGUGGUGAAGGGGCUGAAGGGGAGAGGUCGUUGGGAGUGGAGUGUUGGGUGCUGGUGGCGAUGAAGUGGGAUUUGUUGUGUGCUUGAGGGGAUACGAGUGGCUUCAUGCUGGAACAAGUUCUUGAUGGAUUGAUACGGUACUCACUUGGUGUAGGAAUAUUGGACAAUGCGAUCGCUAAAAUUAAGUUACGAGUGCAGCACUUCGUGCCUUGCCAGAAUUUACUGUCACAGACGCUGUCGCCG
Cercospora beticola is the source of this 1127-nucleotide messenger RNA. RefSeq lists its product as uncharacterized. Lineage: Eukaryota; Fungi; Ascomycota; Dothideomycetes; Mycosphaerellales; Mycosphaerellaceae. The record is from RefSeq and is a predicted model, not a curated record.